Dreissena polymorpha is the source of this 2636-nucleotide messenger RNA. RefSeq names its product polycystic kidney disease 1-related protein-like. Gene Ontology annotation, biological process: detection of mechanical stimulus. The transcript has 13 exons. Gene Ontology annotation, cellular component: membrane. Gene Ontology annotation, molecular function: calcium channel activity; protein binding. Bases 570 to 2636 code for a protein of 688 amino acids. NCBI's taxonomy places the organism in Eukaryota, Metazoa, Mollusca, Bivalvia, Myida, Dreissenidae. The record is from RefSeq and is a predicted model, not a curated record.
ACUUACUAAAGACAGACUCAGGAUUCGUAUUCACGAACGCAUUUGGAAAUAGACUUCAAUAAGAUUGUGUUUUUUUAAUGACGUCACGACUAAGCGAACUCUCUAGUAGGGAAAACGCGCCAAAUAGUGUCAAAAACAGUAGCGGACAUGUUUGCUAUAACUUAUUGAAUGGAGUGUUUGGCAGUUGAAGACAGCGAAACGAAGCGCCAGCAGGUCCAGAUUGGUCCGAGCCAGAGAUUGUUUUUAAUGCGCUGGUUCGGGACCGCUGGAACCUUCUAUCCGCGAGUAUAAGGGGAUCGGAGCCGAAAAGAUUUUGGUUAUUCGAAGAAAAAAAUGGGACGAGGUGGCGAGUAGAAUAUCAAUGUAAGUUAUAUGUUAUUAUCGUAUCUGCCUUAUAGUUGUAAUAUUUUAUUUAAUAGCUUACUUUUGGAUUUGCUACCGAUGUCGUUUUUACUAGCGCCGAAUAAUGCACUAUGUAAACAAGGGGCAUAACCACUCAGCAAAUUGUACUUACGGAUUUCGGAUGUGAUUGUGGAAUGUGUUUUAGUUUCAAACAUUUGUUAUGAUUUAUGGUACGGUUGCACGUUCUUUGUUUCCAAAAUUUGCACAGUUACUUGCAGCCUCCAUUACCUAGCAGCCACAAGUUCAAAUAUGACCUUGACAUUGAUCAAACUGUCCUUGACCUUUUCCUGCCUGCCGGAACAUUUAAUGAGACUGGCAUGUAUUACAUUGGCAUUGUUGACUCGGCAUUCAACGCAGGACGAAUACGUCCAGGGGAGGUCACUCACUACAACUACACGUUACAAUUGUGGUGGGGCCAGUGCCUGUAUUGGCAUGUUGCCAAGGAGAUGUGGCUGCCUGACGGCUGUUCCAUUACUCCCAUGUCAACAAUUGCUGUGACCAGAUGCAGCUGUAACCACUUGACUGCAUAUGGUGGAACAGUUGAACUCAUACCAAAUAAAUUGUCAUUUGCAGACAUAGAGGGAUUCUUUAGACCCAACGAGAACCCAGUGACAUUAAGCCUGCUGUGCGUGGUGAUCACCGUAUACUGCAUCCUUCUAAACUACUGUCGUCAGACGGAUCGCCAUGACAACCAGAAGGGGGGCAUCGUGUAUCUGCUUGACAACACGCCAAUGGACCAACAGAAGUAUGAGAUCACCAUGGAAACAGGCUGCUGGAGACAUGCUGGAACCACGUCAAAGAUAAGUCUUAUUCUGCAUGGAGAGGAAGGCAUGUCUGAAACAAGGGAGCUAAUCAGCGAGGAUGAUCGUCCCAUGUUCGAGAGAAACUCACGAGACAAGUUCAUACUUACGUUACCAGACAGUAUUGGCAAGAUUUGGAAAGUACAGAUUUGGCAUAACAACUUUGGUCCUUCACCCAGCUGGUACCUCUCCAGGGUGAUUGUCCGUGACUUGAAUACCGGCAACCUGUACUUGUUCCUGUGUGAGAAAUGGCUGGCGGUAGAGGAACAGGACGGCAAGGUGGAGAGGGAAUUCAUGGCACUCGAUGGUACUCUAGACUUCAAUAAGGCGUACAUGACAAAAGUGGUGGAGUAUAUGGCAGACUUCCACAUCUGGUUGUCAUUGGUUACGUGCCCGCCCUACAGUGGUUUCAUGCGGUGUGAACGGCUCACAGUGUGCCUCACCAUGCUGCUCGCCUACAUGUGCCUGAAUGCCAUGUGGUACCGGUCCACUGUCACUGAGCACCAUGGAGAGUUUGGGCUGCUGGACGUAUCCUGGCAGAGUGUGACAGUGGGCGCCAUCUGCUGCGCGGUGGUAAUCCCCCUCGGUCGCAUGCUCGAGUUUCUCUUCAGGCGCAGCAAGCCCAAGCAUGCCUCCAACGUUCCCGCCAAAGACGCUGUGACCGACUGGGAACCAGACUACCCAAGUGGGAAACCGAAUGAGGCUGAGAGCGAGGCUUCCUCAGAGCAGGUGCUUCCAGUUAUGACGUACUCGCUGUUCGACCAGUCCAUCCUCAACUGGCCCAACAUACAGACCUGGGCACAGAAACAGUGGAUGAAGCGCCAGCAGACGGGCAGGUCAGUGCAGGAAGGAGGGGUGAGCGGGGGCAGUGAGGGGUCGGGUCACAGUCACCCUGGUAACCACAUCCUGGCCCCUGCAGUCACCAUGGUAACCACAAUCCUUGGCCCUGGCAGUCACCAUGGUAACCACAUUAUGGGCCCUGGCAACAGUCACCAUGGCAACAACAUCCUGGGCCCUGGCAUAACCAGUGCACCCAGUGGAUCUGGCUACAUUGAACUGUCAAGAUUCGGAGCUGGGACCAAGCCUCUAGUGGAUUUGAGGGACUGCCACUUCCUGUUGCAGCAGAAGACGUCUGCUGACAGUACGCACACCACUGCAGCGCCCUCUAUUAACGAGAGCUUGCGCGUACACAAGCCCCAGUCACUGCCCGACAGUCUUGGGCUACUCUUUACUAAGCAGCUCUCCGAGGGAGGGAGUGCCAAGACUAUCAAGGCACCGUCCAUAUCUAGCAACGGGAUGCUACAAGAUCGUAGGAAGGGUAGACUAUUCAGUGAGCUGUACCUACCGUUCUGGUGUCGCUACAUCGCCUGGUCGCUGUGUGCAGGGGUGUGUGUUGGGGGUGCCACUGUUACAGUCAUGUAUGGAUACACGUAA